AUCCUUUGCUUUCUUUGUGUUCCCCCACCUCGCUGCGCGUGGGACCAUAAGCGCGCUUUAAGUACACUAUGCAUGGCUCAAUGCUUUUUCACCGUCGCGUGAAGAAGGUCGCGCGGCCAGAUCUGAGGACAGCACUCAAGUCAUGAACUAGGAGUCGAACAUCAGUGUGCAAGAUGGCGUCUGAGGAGGCUGCGGAGGAAAUUGCAGAAGAGGCCAGCGAAGAGUCCUCAGCAAACGUCCCGGAGCUGGAUCUUUCACAUUGUGGCGUCAAGCAAAGGGUCCGCGACAUCCAAGCCGACAUUAACGCCGAAGUGCUAUCAGCUCGACAGGAGAUAAUUGUAUUUGAUGCUUUGAUGAAGAUGAAGUAAGUAGGUGUCGGCUCGAACGAAAACGAUUAUUCGCUCAUAUCUAUCAAGCCAAAAGCUGACUUCUCUGUAAGUAAAUGAUUUUCGAAUGCCAAAACCACUUCAACAGCGCCUCGAGCUGAAAAAGGGGACGCGAGUGAACGAGGAAGUUGCCAAGGAGGAGAAGCUAUCAAAUGUAAAAAUGUCUGGGUAUGGAAGAAUGCAAGUUUGUCAUGCUUGUCUGGCAUGACUCUUCUAUCUGUCAUGCACCUUAUCAAAGAGCCCCGCUUUUCUGUCAUGCAGACACGUAGUUUGUCAUGCAGAAUAGGCAACACCUAGAAGCUCAGAAACUUGUCAUGCUGAGCCAGCAAUUGUCGCCUCCUCAUGAUACGCCACACAGCAUCACAAGUUUCCAGACCCAGACAUUUUUACAUUUGAUAGAAGCAAUUCAAAGAGGGCGUGACAGCAGCCGUGAAGGGGACGCAGCGUGUUAUCCUCAAAGACCUGCGCCGAUUCGAGGAUUCGAUACAACCGGUGAAGCGGCUGCAACAUGCGGAGAACGUAUGACGGCAGAAGUUGCGAAUUUCGUUGAAUCAUGCUCGCACCAGUUGUGCGUACUAACUCGCAGCAGCGAUACAUAGAUGAAUCACCGAAACAAGAUCUGCAAGAGCCACUUAGCCUCAGAAAGGCAAAUGCUUUCUGUAGUGACAAAAAAAACUAAAAUCAGAUGCGGAUAUUGAAGCAGACCACCCAGAUCCGGCAAGACACGAAGGCGCUGCGGAAGAUGCUUCGCAAUUUGGACAAGCGGCUGCAGAAAAUGGAAAACGAAUUGGAGUUCUAAAAGAGCUUGUACGAUGUAAAAACACGACUCGCCGACAGUCGUAGUUGAAAUCGAUUCACUCGUUGGACAUUGUUCUUUGGAAGCGGUGAACAAGUUAGAUGUUUCGAGGCUGUAGAUCUGUAGUUUGGAUUUGGAAAAAAAAAACAGCUGAAAAAUAACUGUAGAAUCGAAGAUGAACAAGGUAAGAGCACUGAUAGAUAGAGAAAGCAGGAAGUCACUG
Messenger RNA from Amoebophrya sp. A120, 1405 nucleotides. Lineage: Eukaryota; Dinophyceae; Syndiniales; Amoebophryaceae. The record is from the annotation of a GenBank genome assembly.